Molecule: messenger RNA, 1369 nt
Organism: Dipodomys spectabilis (banner-tailed kangaroo rat)
Lineage: Eukaryota; Metazoa; Chordata; Mammalia; Rodentia; Heteromyidae
Gene: Tpbg
Product: trophoblast glycoprotein
Exons: 1
Coding region: 1-1317 (438 amino acids)
Biological process (GO): negative regulation of canonical Wnt signaling pathway
Cellular component (GO): plasma membrane
Molecular function (GO): protein binding
Source: RefSeq, a predicted model, not a curated record
AUGCCGGGGGACCGCGCCCGGGGCCCCACCGCCGGGGCCGGGCGACUGCGGCUGGCGCGCCUGGCGCUGGUGCUACUAGGCUGGGUGUCUGCGUGGUCGCCGGCCGCCCCGGCGUCGGUGCCCGCGGCCUCCCCGCCGCCGUCGGCCUCCCCGCCACCGUCAGCCUCUCCGCCGCCGUCGGCCUCUGCGCCGCCAUCGGUGCCCGCGGCCGCCUCCCCGUCGCCGCGGGCCGCCCGCUGCCCCCCGCCCUGUGAGUGCUCGGAGGCGGCGCGCACCGUCAAGUGCGUGAACCGCAACCUGACUGAGGUUCCCGCCGAACUGCCCGCCUACGUGCGCACGCUCUUCCUCACUGGGAACCGCCUGGAGGAGCUGCCCGCCGGCGCCUUCGCCCGCCGGCCGCCGCUGGCCGAGCUGGCAGCGCUCAACCUCAGCGCCAGCCGCCUGCACACGGUGCGCGCCGGCGCCUUCCAGCCCCUACCGGGCCUGCGGCAGCUCGACCUCAGCCACAACCCCUUGAGCGACCUCAGCCCGCUGGCCUUCGCGGGGGGCGACGCGGGCGCCCGCGACCCGGCGCCCCUGGAGGAGCUGAUCCUGAGCCACGUGGCGCCCCCGGCCGACGCGCGCCACAACCGCAGCCUGGAGCGCAUGCUGGGCGCGGCGCUGCGCGCGGGCCGGGCGCUGCGCGGCCUGCGCCGCCUAGAGCUGGCGGGCAACCGCCUGCUGCACCUGCCCCGGGACCUGGGCGCGCUGCUGCCUGGCCUGCGCCACCUGGACCUGCGCAACAACUCGCUGGUGAGCCUGGGCGCCGGCGCCCUGCGCAACCUGAGCCUGCUGGAGAGCCUGCACCUGGAGGACAAUGCGCUGAAGGUCCUGCACAAUGCCACGCUGGCCGAGCUGCGCGGCCUGGCCCGCCUCACCCUCUUCCUGGACGACAACCCCUGGGUGUGCGACUGCCACAUGGUGGACAUGGUGGCCUGGCUCCAGGAGACCGAGGCGGUGCGCGGCAAGGCCCGGCUCCGCUGUGCGUUCCCGGAGAAGAUGCGGGAUCGCCGCCUCCUGGAGCUCGACGGCGCCGACCUGGACUGCGACCCCAUCUUGCCGCCCUCCCUGCAGACAUCCUACGUCUUCCUGGGCAUCGUGCUGGCCCUCAUCGGCGCCAUCUUCCUCCUAGUCUUGUACUUGAACCGCAAGGGGAUUAAAAAGUGGGUGCACAACAUCCGGGACGCGUGCAGGGACCACAUGGAAGGCUACCACUACCGCUACGAGGUCAGCGCCGACCCCCGGCUCACCAACCUCAGCUCCAAUUCAGACGUGUGAGCGCCGUCCCCCCAGGGCGCGCGGGAAGGACCGACGGACGGACGGACGGACA